Myxocyprinus asiaticus (Chinese sucker) is the source of this 3228-nucleotide messenger RNA. RefSeq names its product major vault protein (gene mvp). The transcript is spliced from 17 exons. The record is from RefSeq and is a predicted model, not a curated record. Gene Ontology annotation, cellular component: cytoplasm; nucleus. Bases 160 to 2781 code for a protein of 873 amino acids. Gene Ontology annotation, molecular function: protein binding. NCBI's taxonomy places the organism in Eukaryota, Metazoa, Chordata, Actinopteri, Cypriniformes, Catostomidae.
UAGAAGGGCUCUGCGGAAGGUCCCACUUUUACCCAGAAGGACACACCUACCAACUGAAGUUAUCGUAAAGCAGCGUAGAGCAUUUAUACAUCGGUCUUAAACUCCUUCUUCGGGUCCGUCUUCUGAUAGGCAGCAGUAAAACUUAUUCCACCAAAAAUUAUGUUAAGGAACCCCACAUUAAGGAAUAUGAAUGCUGAUGAACUGCUCAGUGGAUCAAUCAUUAGGAUCCCACCCCACCACUACAUCCAUGUCUUGGAUCAGAACACCAACAUCGCACGUGUGGAGAUCGGCCCCCUAACCUACAUCCGCCAGGACAAUGAGAGGGUUCUCUUUGCCCCAGUGCGCAUGAUCAUGGUGCCACCCCGGCACUACUGUGUUGUGCUCAACCCUGUUGCUCGUGACAAUGAAGGCCAGGUACAGUUUGAUGCAUCUGGUCAAGCCAAGCUACGACAUGCUGACCUGGAGAUCCGUCUGACUCAGGAUCCAUUCCCUCUCUACCCUGGAGAAGAGAUUCAAAAAGACGUGACACCACUGCAGAUUGUGUACCCCGAUACAGCCCUGCGUCUGCAGGCCCUGCUGGACUUUGAAGAGAAAGGAGGAGAAAAGAGAGUUGCAGGAGACGAGUGGCUGUUUGAGGGUCCAGGAACGUACAUUCCCAAGAAGGAGGUGGCAGUGCUUGAAGUCAUUAAGGCUACAGUGAUCAGAGAGAACCAGGCCAUUCGCCUCAGAGCCCGUAAAGAGGGUCUGGACCGAAGUGGCGUCCGCAGAGUUACUGGUGAGGAAUGGCAGGUGAGUAAGGUGGGAGCUUACCUGCCUGGAGCUCAUGAAGAGGUCGUGGACAUUGUCAACGCUUUCAUCCUCACGGACAAGAAAGCCUUGCAUGUGCGAGCUAUUCGGCCAUUCCGUGAUGCUGGGGGCCGGGACCGCCACACUGGGGAAGAGUGGCUGGUGACCGUGGCAGACAGAGAAGCCCAUAUACCCUCUGUUUCAGAGGAGGUUGUCGGGGUGGUCGAUGUGACGACUCUAAACAGCAGGCAGUACUGUGUGAUUCUGGACCCUGUUGGGGUUGAUGGAAAACCUCAGCUUGGACAGAAGAGAGUGGUGAAGGGUGAGCGUUCGUUUUUCCUCAGGCCAGGUGAGCAUUUGGAGAAAGGCAUUCAGGAUGUGUACGUGCUGUCUGAAGAGGAGGGGCUUGUGUUGCGUGCCGUGGAGGCCUUCAUUGACACUGAGGGGCAAGAAGAGGAAGAUGAGGAAGAAGAAAGCCGCACCAAAAAGCGAGGGACCCAGCGUCGUCCAGGUGAUCGCUGGAUGCUGCGUGGGCCGAUCGAAUACGUGCCACCUGUCACUGUGGAGGUGUUGCUUAGACAACAGGCUAUCCCGCUGGAUGAGAAUGAAGGAAUUUACGUCCGUGACAUCAAAACUGGAAAGGUGCGUGCUGUGAUUGGCCAGACCUACAUGUUAACGCAGGAUGAGGAGUUGUGGGAAAAGGAGCUUCCAACCAAUGUGGAGUCUCUUCUAAGUCAAGCCCGUGACCCACUGGCUGACCGCUCCAACCGAUCAAUGAGCUUUGGGCAAGCUGAGCGAGAUAAAACCAGAGUGGUGUCCUUUCGUGUCCCACACAAUGCGACCGUGCAGGUGUACGACUACAGAGAGAAAAAGGCCAGGGUGGUGUUUGGACCUGAAAUGGUGAUGCUGGGUCCUGAUGAGCAGUUUACAGUUCUGUCUCUUUCUGGAGACAAACCCAAACGUCCUAAUGUCAUCAAAACCAUUUGUCUCCUGCUUGGCCCAGACUUUUGCACUGACAUCAUCACCAUAGAGACAGCCGACCAUGCCCGAUUGCAGCUUCAGCUCUCUUACAACUGGCACUUUGACAUCAAACGGCCUGCUGAAGAGGCCAAUGCUGCUGCUCUGUUCUCAGUGCCAGACUUUGUGGGUGAUGCAUGCAAGGCCAUCGCUUCCAAAAUCAGAGGAGCUGUUGCCUCAGUGCAGUUUGAUGACUUCCACAAGAACUCCAACAGGAUCAUCUGUUCAGCUGUCUUUGGUUUUGAUGAGAAGAUGGCAAUGAGGUCCAGCCUGCGUUUCGCUCAGAACGGGUUAAUUAUCAGCAGCGUGGACAUUCAGUCUGUGGAGCCGGUGGACCAGCGGACCCGUGACGCCCUGCAAAAGAGCGUGCAACUAGCCAUUGAAAUCACUACCAAUUCACAGGAGGCUACGGCACGACACGAGGCAGAGCGUCUUGAGCAGGAGGCUCGGGGCCAUCUGGAGAGGCAGAAGAUCACAGAUCAAGCUGAGGCAGAGAAGGCGAGAAAGGAGCUGCUGGAGCUGGAGGCCCAGAGUGCUGCAGUGGAGAGCACAGGAGCAGCAAAGGCUGAGGCACAAUCCAGAGCUGAAGCAGCUCGAAUACAGGGAGAGGCGGCUGUCGAAGAGGCCAAACUCAAAGCAGAGGCUCAGAAAAUAGAGGCUGAUGCUGAGCUGGCCCGCCUGGCUAAGGCACGUGAGCAGGAGCUGGCCUUUAAGAAGAAUAUGGACCGAUUGGAGGUGGAGAAACAGCAGAAGCUGGUAGAGAUUGAAAGCUUGCGCUUUAGUAAGCUGGUGGAGAGUCUGGGCACUGAAACCCUGAAGGAAAUGGCUCGAGCUGGGCCUGAGCUACAGGUGAAGCUCUUGCAGUCUUUGGGUCUGAAGUCUACUCUUAUCACAGAUGGAUCCUCCCCAAUUAAUCUCUUUGCUACUGCCAAUGGCUUUCUGGGGGCUCUACAGGGCAAACAAGACCAAAAUGAAUAAAGAAUUUUAAAAAAGAGGAGAGCGGUUGAGAGGCCUUAUACUACAUGAUAUGCAUAAAUGAAACUGUGACGUUAUACUCCACGUUAUCAUUCCCAUUAGCUAUUGCAAUAAAGCCAUGAAAAUGCAGCAUAGCAGAACCCCACUGGCUUGUGUGGGUCAUAUGAGUCAACCCUUGCAACAUUGUAAUUGGUUACUUUUUUAGUUACUAACAUGUGUGCUUUCUCAAAAAACUUUGUGUUAAAGUGAAUGGGUCAAAUAUAUUGAGAUUGAAGGGAUAAAUGUGCCUAGAGUGCAUUUGUUUUUUUUGAGUGCCUAGAUUUUAGUUGAACCCAAAUAGCUUUCCUGAAUAUGUUUUUCUUUAUUACGCCAUUUUCAACAAUUAAAUGAUUUAAGUGUCUAUAAAUACCUGCUCAAAUAUCAAAUAAAACCAUGUUCCCAACUUUAUAA